CACAUACGUUCGCGUAGCUCAAGGUCGAGUUAUGCAAGCCUGAUGCCACCACGAGCUGCCCCUCGUUUUGAAGACGCACGCCUUGUUCUGCGCGACACACCGUUUGACCUUUCUCUCGCUCUGUAUACAGUUCGUGCAAAAGGCCGAUUCGUCGUGACUGGAGAACGAGAUUCGCACCCACAGAAUUUUCCUUUUCUUUCAUUCGACUAGGCCGGAAAGAAGAAAAAAAAAAACAAUGCCCGUCGACGCAGCCACCAGCGCUGCCCUGGCCAAGAUCUGGGAUAGCAAUUUCAACCCCACCGCGGGAAUCGACACGCCCACGUUUCCAGCCACCAUCGCCGCCCUCGCCGCCCUCGGCGUCAACCGCUACCGCGUCGACUUCGUCGCUCAGACGGUGACGUCGUACGUCGGCACCGAAGUCGACACCUACACGUUCAGCCACGCGACCGACGCCGGCACCAUCAAGUGGUCCGAGACGAAGCUGAAGCAGGCCAUCAAGAAGGCCCAGGACAAGGCAAAGUCCGGACGCAGCGACUACGCCGAGUUCGAGAAGGAGGCCAUCGCGGCCGGCGUCAGCGACUACACCACGUACCUCGACGGCAAGAGGGUGGUCUACGCGAGUGUUUUGGGCGACUUGUACACGGAGCCUUUCUCUGUCGUUCAGACGGGCGCAAAGCCGGACGCAAGGCGCCUGAGAGAAGCUGUCGGUAUGGUCGACAUCUGAGAAAAUCUCCGGGCGAUGUGGGCUCAAGCCCAUGGCGUCGUGGGGUACGGAAGCGUCGGCUGGACGAUUCAUUGGCAACGCAAGCACGGCACGGACGGUUGACAUCUGCUGCACGGAGUAGGAGACGAAACCUGCAAGAAAACUACGUACAUACGCAUCAGGAGUUAAAUAACAAAAAAUUACUAUUUUCCACGCA
Molecule: messenger RNA, 920 nt
Organism: Verruconis gallopava
Lineage: Eukaryota; Fungi; Ascomycota; Dothideomycetes; Venturiales; Sympoventuriaceae
Exons: 1
Coding region: 236-724 (162 amino acids)
Source: RefSeq, a predicted model, not a curated record